UUUAACUCAUGCAAAAGCCACUCACACAACCCGAGAUUCUCCGACAACUCCAUUGACUACUCCGCCUCACUGUCGUUUUCUCUCUUUCACCCUCAUUCAUUCAUUCAUUCACUCACUCACUUUUACUUUUUUUCUCUCCCUUCUUUAUGAAUGUUCAAUAAAUUUUCAGUCUUUGUUUUCAGGCCACAAUCUCAUCGGAAUCUGGAUUUUCUUUCAUACCCAGAAGUUAUUUUCAGAUAUGUGACUUUAAUCUGUUAAAAUAAUACAGGAGAUUAUUGAAGAGAUUAAGCCUAUUGGCUGAUCAAUGCCGAAGAAGAGGAGGAGCAAUUUAUAUCAAUCCAAGCAUCCAUUUGAUGUUUAUCCUUUUGAGGCAUUUUUUCAUGACUCAUGGCAACCUGUGGAGUUCAUAAGAAUCGAGGAUGGGAUUGUCACCAUGCAUCUCACAGAUAACCAAACUCUGGUUGAGGAGAAACGUCCAUUCUCAAAUCUUCGACUAAAAUCAAGGAGAGCAACUUUAUCUGACUGCACCUGCUUUUUGAGGCCUGGAGUUGAUGUAUGUCUGCUUUCAGCCACUGAAAAUGCAGAGAAUUCAGAGGAAGAAAAUAAAGAUCCCGUGUGGCUUGAUGCUAAAAUAAGUUCCAUCGAGAGAAAGCCUCACGGAGAUCAAUGCUUAUGCCAGUUUUAUGUUAAAUUAUAUGUCAACCAAGGUCCUCUUGGUUCAGAGAGGGGAACUCUCAGUAAAGAGAGUAAACUAGUAGGAAUUGAUCAAAUAACCAUCCUCCAAAAGCUUGGAAAAGAUGCUUGUGAAGAUCAACACUACCGGUGGGAUUUCUCUGAGGACUGCUCUUUGUUGCAAAGAUCUAAGCUGCUGCUGGGGAAAUUUUCAUCUGAUCUUUCAUGGUUACUUGUUGCAUCAGUUUUGAAGCAGACUCCGUUUGAUAUUGGAUCUGUGCAAAACAAAAUCGUCUAUCAAGUUUUGGAUGGUGAUGAAGAAAACUCUGCACCAAACUCAGAUAAACAUCUAUAUGCUAUAAAUUUCAAUGUUGACGGUGGCAUUUCAACAUCUCAUGUGGUUCAGUUUAUUCAAACUGAUACUAAACCGGUCAGUCCUGAUUGUAGUGUGCAAGAAGCUGGACCAGUGCCACUUUGUGAUGUUAUGAACCUGCGGCGAUCCAAGCGUCGAAAUGUACAACCUGAGCGAUUUUUUGGCUGUGAUAUUCCUCCAGACUCAGACAUUGGCUGGGUUCGCCAAUUGCCAUAUAAGCCUGACAAAUGGAAAGAAGAAGAUUUGUACUUACCAUUACCAUGCCUGGUAUGGGGGCAUUCAAAUUGCUCAGAAGAGAAUGUGGAGAGUGACACAAGAAAUCUUCCUAAAAAGAAGAGCAGGAAUAAACAUAAGGAGGUGAAAACCAGUAUGGCCAGUCAAAAAGAACAUAACACUGAACUUGCCAUUGUUCCUGUGCCUACUGAAAGUGAUCCAUUAGCCUUUUAUCAGGAUGAUCUCCCUGCCAAAAAUCCUGAAAAUCAUUCAGGAGAGAUUGAUGAAACUCCUCUCAAGUAUUAUUUGAAAGGUCCUCGUUCAGUGCAGAGGAGGGAUACAUCUGAGUUAGAAGAUACUGAGUUUGAAAGAUGGUGGGGAGAAAUAAACCCCAACAAAAAAGUGCUAAGUAAAAAUAUCUCCAAGGUAGAAGAUAUGGGAUUUGAAAGUAGGACAUGGGGAAAACUGUCCAACAAGAAAGUCCAAACUAACAGAUUUCGUCCAAGAAGUUCAAAAAAUGAUGCAUGUUGUGAAAGAAAGGUGUAUAAGAAAACAACCUUAAGUGCAGGAGCAUACAGUAGAGUAAUAAAUUCAUAUAUGAAGAAUAUUGAGUCCACAAUGACAAAUGAAGAACCGGAUAUUAUUGACCAGUGGAAUGGAUUUAAGGCAAACUCCCUAGAGCAAAUGAUGGAAAUGGAACAAUCGGAAAUGGAGCAAACCUCAAGCGAAGAUGAUGGAGAAAUUUCAGAAAAUGAAAUUUUAUGGAAAGAAAUGGAAUUAUCUAUGGCAUCAACUUAUAUCCUUGAGGACAAUGAGGGUUCAAAAUCUGGAGAGCCAACUGAGACUCUGGAAAAAUCAAGUGAAGGUUGCCAACACAAAUACAGAUUAGAUGAAGAAGUUGGAAUUUGUUGUAUUAAAUGUGGUUUCGUGCGCACGGAAAUAAAAUAUGUUGCACCACCCUUUAUGCAACACAGAAUCUGGGAAACUGACAAUAAGGUGGAGGAUCAAGAAUAUUCAAAGCAUAAGCCUGUUGAAGAUGAGGGCCUGAAUAUUUUCUGCAACCAAGCUUCCUCUGACUUCUCCUUAUCAGAAGAGAAUGACAAUGUGUGGGCCUUAAUUCCCGAACUUAAGAAGAAAUUGCAUUUUCAUCAGAAAAAGGCUUUUGAAUUUCUAUGGAGAAAUAUUGCUGGGUCUGUGGAGCCGGCACUUAUGCAACCAGCAUCUAAGAAAACUGGCGGUUGUGUUAUUUCUCAUUCUCCUGGCGCUGGAAAAACUUUGCUCAUUAUUGCAUUCCUUGUUAGCUACUUGAAGUUAUUCCCAGGAAAACGACCUUUGGUCCUUGCCCCAAAGACAACUCUUUAUACCUGGUACAAAGAAUUUAAUAAGUGGAAAAUUCCCAUACCAGUUCAUCUAAUCCAUGGCCGUAGGACCUAUAGAGUCUUCAAGCCAAAAAGGGUAAAGUCAUUCCGAGGAGUUCCAGCCCCUACUUUAGAUGUUAUGCAUGUUCUGGAUUGCUUGGAGAAGAUACAGAAGUGGCAUGCACAGCCCAGCGUUCUUGUCAUGGGUUACACUUCGUUUCUAACACUAAUGCGGGAAGAUGCAAACUUUGCACACAGAAAAUAUAUGGCUAAAGUGCUGCGGGAGAGUCCAGGGAUCCUGAUACUAGACGAAGGGCACAACCCUAGAAGCACUAAGUCAAGAUUGAGGAAGGUUCUGAUGAAAGUUGAAACAGACCUGAGAAUAUUGCUUUCAGGUACAUUAUUUCAGAACAACUUCUGUGAGUAUUUCAAUACACUCUGCUUGGCCCGACCAAAGUUUAUCAAUGAAGUGCUGAGGGAACUAGACCCAAAAUUCAAAAGGAGAAAAAAUAAGAAGAAGGCCCUCCAUUUAUUAGAAUCUCGCGCAAGAAAAUUCUUCAUAGAUACCAUUGCAAGAAAGAUUGAUUCAGACAACGGUGAAGAAAGGAUGCAAGGUUUAAAUAUGUUGAAAAAUAUCACAAGUGGAUUUAUCGAUGUGUAUGAAGGUGUAGGUUCUGAGGAGCUCCCUGGUUUACAAAUUUACACCUUAAUGAUGAAUCCAACGGAUGUACAACGUAACAUUUUAGAGCAACUUCAGGAUAUUAUGAAGGAUUACAAUGGGUAUCCUCUUGAGUUGGAGCUUUUGAUAACCCUUGCAUCAAUACAUCCUUGGUUGGUAAAAACUUCAAAUUGUGUUAACAAAUUUUUUACUCCCGAAGCACUAAUGGAUCUUGAAAAGUACAAACAUGAUUUUAGAAAAGGGUCCAAAGUGAUGUUUGUUCUAAAUCUUGUGUAUCGAAUUGUCAAGCAAGAGAAGGUUCUGAUUUUUUGCCACAAUAUUGCACCUAUCAAUUUGUUUUCAGAACUGUUCCAGAAAGUCUUUCGAUGGCAGAAGGGUAAAGAAAUUUUGGUUCUCACAGGGGACCUAGAGCUGUUUGAACGGGGAAGAAUAAUGGAUAAGUUUGAGGAACCCGGUGGGCCUUCAAGGGUAUUGAUUGCUUCAAUUACAGCGUGUGCUGAGGGUAUUAGUUUGACAGCAGCUUCGCGGGUGAUUAUGUUAGAUUCAGAGUGGAAUCCUUCCAAGACAAAGCAGGCCAUUGCACGUGCUUUUCGACCUGGUCAACAGAAGGUUGUUUAUGUGUAUCAGCUCUUGGCAUCUGAAACACUCGAAGAAGACAAGUAUCGCAGGACAACAUGGAAGGAAUGGGUAUCCUGUAUGAUUUUCAGUGAGGAAUUUGUAGAGGACCCUUCUCUCUGGCAAAUAGAAAAAAUUGAAGAUGAUAUAUUGAGAGAGAUUGUGGCAGAAGACAAGUUGAAGUCUUUCCGUAUGAUAAUGAAAAAUGAGAAGGCUUCAAAAGGAUUGAUCAGAACCUAGUUCUAUUUGAUAAUGAAAAGCGAAAGAAACUACCCCAUGCAUGUUUGUUGCAGGUUCUUUGCCCAUUUUUCUCUCUUGUUUGCUCAUUUAUUGACCAGAGUUGAAUAAAGAGGUGCAACAUUUUCAUAAUCGAUUGCUGUUCAUUAGCAAUAUUAUAUUUUCAGAUUAUACAAUUGAGUCAAUGACUGCAUGCAUGUAUAUGUCGUGUUCAUCAAAAUCACAUAAUGUGGUUCUUGCCGAACUAUCUUACAACUAUGUAGGAUAUGAACAGUUUGAGAUUGAAUGAAAAAAUAUGUACAGAUCUAUAUAUAGGCUGGACAUGACAUGAGUUUCGGCAGUGAAGGCAUAAGUUUACAUGAUUUAGGAUCUACUUGUUUUCAUUAUAAUCCAGCUAUUAGUGCAUGUAUAGGCUUGACAUGAUGUCUCGCCAUAUAGAUUGUUUACUUCUAUGUCAAUACCUGCAGAAG
This is a messenger RNA of Pistacia vera, 4617 nucleotides long. Its product is annotated as SNF2 domain-containing protein CLASSY 2-like. Lineage: Eukaryota; Viridiplantae; Streptophyta; Magnoliopsida; Sapindales; Anacardiaceae. The coding region runs from base 305 to 4150 and encodes 1281 amino acids. Gene Ontology annotation, molecular function: ATP binding; ATP-dependent chromatin remodeler activity. The transcript is spliced from 6 exons. Gene Ontology annotation, biological process: gene silencing by siRNA-directed DNA methylation. The record is from RefSeq and is a predicted model, not a curated record.